AUGGUACGCUACCGCCUGCAGCUUUGCCCUCUUGCAGGACGUUUGCAGCGACAGCCUUGGCUACUGUGCUUGUGCAUUCCCUUGGUGGCUUUAAGCCUGCUGCUCCUUGCAGAUGUGUCUGGGAUGAGCGCGCCUUAUUUCCAGCCAGAACCAGAGGCAGAGGUCCAUGUCCCUGUCUCCCCGAUCAUUGCGCAGGGUAGGCCGGAAAAGCAGCAGCCUCUCACAGAGGCACCCACUCCAAAGUGCCAGGCUGGCAGUGCUUUCCAGACAAAGCUAGAAGAUUUUCAAUCGCUCCGCGCUGCUCAGACGGCUGAUCUUGUUUCGCCGUGGCCAGGCAAUGUUCCUGAGGCCACUCUUCAGAUGAUCUCCCAAGGCGUGAAGCGGAAGGUAGCUGCCUCUAUUGCAGUGCAUCCGCCAAAGUACUACGCCUUGGUCAUGUUCCUUGCAGAGUGGUUGCGGUGCCCAGCCGCUUUCGAGGCGCUGAGCAUUUAUGUGGUCUUCCAGUUCAAGCAGGACCUGAAAUUGUUUCGUGAAGCAGUUGCCUGCAUCAUUCCUGGCACUCCAGAAGUGUGGGUGCCUAUCAUCGCUAGCGAGCCCAAGAAGGGCUGGAUGAAGAAUGUUGGUCUUGGAAACCAGUACACAGCAGCCUUCAAGAAGUACUAUGGUCUUGCGGCCAUAAUGGACCUGGGCCAGGAGGAGUAUGGCUUGAUGCUGGACGCUGAGAUCAGCCUUUUUGACCUGCAUGCCAAGGCUUCUUCUGGAAGCGCAUGUAGUUCCACAGGUGCCUGGUCCAGGCUUCUUCCCAGGAUCCAGUCUGUUGAGCAGAAAAAGGUUUGGCCAGGGGCCAGGGUUUCAUCAACGCUGACGCAGUACAACUUUGGGACCUUUACAAAGUCUGGCAAAGACUACGACUUGCAUCUUCUCAGGGAGAAUGCUCGAUUUGUUAAUUUUGGCACAGACGUCACCGAUCGCACCUGCAAGCCCGACACUUGUAAGAAGAUCCUGCACCAGCUGAAGCACGUCAUAUGGACUUGGUGGACUGAUCUCCCAUGGGUGCGGCUAGAUGUCGCAAAGAGGAUGAUGGCGCAUCUCGCAAAGACAAACAUGGAGGAGGUCACCAGUUGGAGGCAAGUUGCCCAACGGCUCUUCUUCCCAAGGUUUGAAUACGUGCUUUACCAGAUGUGGACUAUGCUCUACGAUGGCUGGGACAUUCGGGAUGUAACAAACAUCACGAAGGAGGCCAAGUGGGGGUCUUAUUUGGAGGACCCGCAGCACGGGUCACGGCUUGCGGAGUUGCGGCCAAUGUGGGCUUCAGCGGAGACUGUGCUGAGGGAGGAAGAGGGAAAGAUCGCCAGCUUCUCCGAAGAGGAGCCUCCGGUUCUUAUCUUCCAUGUUGACCACGAGGGCUUAAGGUACAGCUUCGGCGGCCAGGAGUACAAAGAACUUUGGGAGCAGCUCUUGUUGGAGCUUCUGACUUUGCACAAAAGGGUCGACUACAAUGCAGAGAACAUCCACUGA
This is a messenger RNA of Effrenium voratum, 1518 nucleotides long. Lineage: Eukaryota; Dinophyceae; Suessiales; Symbiodiniaceae. The record is from the annotation of a GenBank genome assembly.